Molecule: messenger RNA, 333 nt
Organism: Rotaria sp. Silwood1
Lineage: Eukaryota; Metazoa; Rotifera; Eurotatoria; Philodinida; Philodinidae
Source: the annotation of a GenBank genome assembly
AUGAAGAAAGAUGAUCUUGCUUGCCACCUCUUGAUACGACCCGUGUCUAAAGACAUACCAACAUCAUUCAUUCGAGAUCAUAAAACCUUUGGUGGUACCGUUGUCAAACUAUUGCCAAGUCAUGAGCAUAUCAUUCUCGAACUUUCGGAUAAAAAUAUUUAUAAGAAAUGUAUUGAUCAAGGUGCUUUACGUAUUGACGAUCAUGUAGUGUUUAUUGAAUCUUAUACAUUUUCAACUAUCCCUGAAAAUAAUGAAAUUGAUGCUGAAAAUUGGUACGAAACAGAAAUGUGCGAUUAUAAACCCGACAUAAUGCCAUUUGUUUCUAAUCCUUAA